Molecule: messenger RNA, 886 nt
Organism: Stomoxys calcitrans (stable fly)
Lineage: Eukaryota; Metazoa; Arthropoda; Insecta; Diptera; Muscidae
Gene: Sgt1
Product: protein SGT1 homolog
Exons: 1
Coding region: 157-711 (184 amino acids)
Biological process (GO): protein stabilization
Molecular function (GO): protein-folding chaperone binding
Source: RefSeq, a predicted model, not a curated record
ACAUCUAUUAUUCUAGAAAUUAUCCAAACAAACCACAAAGAAACCAAAUUCCGGAUUGGUCAUUGGACGAAAAUACGUACACCAUUAAAACGUUUGCUGAACAUUGAUAAGUAUUCCAGGAAGUAUUAAUCACAGACCUCAUAUAAUACAAAUAAAAUGUCGACGAGCGUACGCCAUGACUGGUACCAAUCUGAUGCAAAAGUGGUCAUCACAGUUUUAUUAAAGAACGCCAAAGAUAAAAACUACCAUGUAGAGAUUGAGCAACAAAGGAUCCAUAUGACAGCUGAUGGUUAUGAGCUGGAUCUGAAACUUUUCGCACCCAUAAAUGUCGAACGCAGUUCCUACAAAGACUUCCCCUCCAAAGUGGAAAUUACAUUGGCCAAAGAAACCGGCAUACGUUGGGAUGGAUUGGAGGAAACGGUAAAACACAAACCAGCUGUUAGCGCUCCACCUCCAAUACACAAAAAGAACUGGGAUAGCUUAGCAAAAGAAGUGGAAAAGUCCGAGGAGGCAGAAGCUCAGAGUGAAGAGGCCUUACAGCGUUUGUUUAAGAAAAUCUACAGUUCGUCCUCACCUGAAGUGCAAAAAGCCAUGAACAAAUCUUUCUCCGAAUCUGGUGGUACUGUCCUGAGCACAAAUUGGAAUGAAGUGGGUAAAGAAACGGUGGAUGUGAAACCUCCCGAAGGUUGCGAAUUUCGUAAAUGGGAAUAAACCAUGGGAGGUGACACAUACACAUGCACGUAGUUGGACGUCGGAAAUUAGUUUUGCUAUCAAAGUUGUAGCUUCAUUAUUGAGUUUGAUUAUUAUUACCUUUUUUGAGACAUACAUAUAUAUAUAUGUAUUUUUUUUUAAAUAAAACAGCCUUUAAGAUUGUAUUGAAUAUCUA